UUUUAGGGUUUUUUUUUCUUUUUCUUUUCUUCUUCUUCUUUAGCUCUGCUCUCUCUCUCUCUCUUCUUCUUCUCAAUUUCCCCAAAAUAAAUUCCUCUGAAAGGUUAUAAAUUUCACUCUCCCCGUAUACAAUUUCCAUAAGUAUACAAUAAGCCGAUCUUGGCUUCUUUUUGUUUCUUCUGCAUCUCGAUACUUGGGUUGGGUGUGAGGCUGAUUUCGUUCUCAUCUGUUGUUGAAGUCUUUGGCUUGAAAGCAAAUAUGGAAGGGCAUCCUAUACCACGCACUGUCGAAGAGGUCUUUAGCGACUUUCGUGGUCGUAGAGCUGGUCUCAUCAAGGCUCUCUCUACUGAUGUUCAGAAGUUUUACCAUCAGUGUGACCCUGAGAAGGAAAACUUGUGUCUUUACGGACUUCCGAAUGAGACAUGGGAGGUUAAUCUCCCCGUCGAGGAGGUUCCCCCCGAGCUUCCUGAACCAGCUUUAGGCAUCAAUUUCGCAAGGGAUGGUAUGCUAGAGAAAGAUUGGAUAUCUUUGGUUGCAGUUCACAGUGAUUCGUGGCUUAUCUCUGUUGCAUUCUACUUUGGUGCACGUUUUGGAUUUGGUAAGAAUGAGAGGAAGAGGCUCUUCCAGAUGAUAAAUGAUCUCCCAACCAUUUUUGAGGUUGUGACUGGCAAUGCAAAGCAAUCCAAGGAUCAAUCUGCUAACCACAACAGUAGCAGAAGCAAAUCUAGCGGUGCCAAGGUAGAAGCUUCUGUUUACUCCAUUCUUUUUUCUUUUCCCUCACAGUCUAGCUAUCUCUGUUGGGUUCUUAUCUUUAUUUACUCCUUUGUUUCCUCAUGCAGCCUCGUCAUUCUGAAUCUCACACUAAGGCUUCAAAGAUGUCCCCACCACCAAAAGAAGAUGAUGAGAGUGAGGAGGAAGAUGACGAACAAGGUGCAGUUUGUGGUGCGUGUGGAGAUAACUAUGGAGGAGAUGAGUUCUGGAUAUGCUGCGAUGCUUGUGAGAAAUGGUUCCAUGGAAAAUGUGUGAAGAUCACACCAGCAAAGGCUGAGAACAUCAAACAUUACAAAUGCCCGAGUUGCAGUACCAGCAAGAAAAUCAAAGCUUGAAAGGUGACAAUAACAUUUAGAUGCUGUGAAAGAGGAGAAAGUUUUCACAGUUGACGAAAAGAACAGAACAAGAGUUUAGCUGUGGGAAGAAGAAGAAACAAAAGGCUUCUGAUUUCGUAGUUUUAAUGGGAUUGAGACAGCUUACAGUUAGUAAUGUCUCUUUCUCUUUUUCUUUUCUUUUUUUGCUGUUAAUGUUAUGACUAAUUUGUCUUAUGUUUCUGAGAAAAUUCUGUCUUUAAUCACUCUCUAGUUUGUGUCAACGAGUUUCUUCUUCCUGGUUAGUUGCUUUACAAUUUUACAGCUUUGGCUUCUAAAGCCUGAUGAAACUAAUUGAGUUGAUUA
Molecule: messenger RNA, 1448 nt
Organism: Camelina sativa (false flax)
Lineage: Eukaryota; Viridiplantae; Streptophyta; Magnoliopsida; Brassicales; Brassicaceae
Source: RefSeq, a predicted model, not a curated record